CUCCCCCAGGCCCGCCGCUGCACAGUGUGGGCAGCGCGGCAAUCGGGGUGACCAGGGCCCGGGUGCGGGUGCCUGGCGCGCGCGCGCGUGUUGGCCGCUCGCCGACGGGGCCCCGAUUCCUGCCGAGUGUAGAGAGAGGAGAGAGUGAACAGGGAGCGGGGCUUUGUCUGUUGGUCUCCCUAGACUGAAGAGAGGGAGAAUAGAAGUCCGACUAUUAAGAUUCUCAAAAUGGUUUCCCACUCAGAACUCUUUGUCUGGGAUAGUCAAGAGUCAUUUCCAGACAAGGAAAUGGAAGGAAAUUUUCCUAAGGGAAGACUUCCUGUCCCAAAGGAAGUGAACCGCAAGAAGAACGAUGACACCAGCGCUGCCUCCCUGGUUCCAUUGGGCAGCAAUGAACUCCGCUCCCCAAGUAUCAGUUACCUCCACUCUUUUUAAUCGUAACACCUCCAUUUGUAUUACAUAUGGUGUUUGGGUAUUGAUGAGGUCAUGGUAUCAUAUAUGGGAUUUUUUUCUGUGUAAAUCAUCAAGUGUAAGAAGAAACUCUGGGACUCUGAGCUUGCUUUACAGAAUUUACAGUGGACAAAUAGGUGUCAUCAAACCAGUUUUUAAUCAUUCUGACUCAAGUGAAAACGCUCAGAAUUUCACACUGUGAAUCCACGUUUACAACCCCUACAGGUGGGCCUUCAGGCCUGGUUCGCUACAACAAUGUCUUCCACAAGUCAAACUCCCACUGCGCUCACAUGACCGGUCCACUCCUGCCUUCUCACUCACACAGCUCCCGACUGCUUCUUGCAGAGGCUGAGAGUCCCCAUUGUUUUUUUUUUUUUUUCAUUUAGAUGUAACAAGCCUAGUAGUUUAUGUCCAUCAAUUGUCUGUAUAUCUCUAUAUUUUACCCAUGUACUCCUUUGAUGUAUAGAAGUAGUUUGAAACUCAUUGUUUCCUUGUGGUAAGUGACCGAGAUGCUGCCACAGGACCUGAGACACUGAUGAAUGGUGCUAUUUUGGACUUUCAACAUGCUCCUUGGCAAGGUAGCUCUGAUGGAGUUAUUUUUUAUUUCCAUGUUCUAAGAAGGUGUUGGUACUCUUGUUUCCCUGAAUGUUAUUCUCUAGACUGGAUUGACGUGUUUUCCUUGUGUCUUCAGUGUGGCUUUCUUCCUCAGUGCUGUAGGUAGAGUGAAUGCUACCAAGAGUGUGAGAGACUGUUGUUUCAUUGGCUGGCACUCAUGGACACGCAGUCAGGGUAGCGGGAGCAAUCACAAAACUGUAAUUUACUUACCAAAUCUCUUCCUUUCUGUUGCCUCACCUGCCUGACUUAGAGAAAGAAAAGCAAUAAUUUUACAGGCAUUUUGAGGUGUCUCUUUGGAUUCUUUUUGUUUGGAUAUUUGGGAUGGGGAGGGGAAGGGUCCACACUUUUAAAAUAAACGUCCUGUGAAAAAAAUCCAAAAUACUGGCAUCUGAGUAGAAAUAUGAACAUUAUACCUGUCCCCAAAAUUAAGUUGGAAAAAUGUCUUCAAAAAAACAAUAAAUAAAAGGCAGAGCGUCAUUUUUUUUCUGGCAGUUUUGAUAAGCAAGGUAUAGAUUUUACAUUUUUGUCCUUGCUCCCAGUGAAAUGGGUAAACAAAAAUAAAAUCAGUAAUGCCAUCUAUUCAUGGAAUGUUGUUGUGUUAGCCAGUCUGAAAGCCCACCUUAAUUUUUAUAUAACUGUCUUUUAGCUCUUCCUUUGACAGGGCAGGCCUUGUUCUGAACUGUUUGCUGCUGACUGUUAACCACCAAUAACUGCAUGCACUGCACUUCUUUCUUCUCUCCUUGCUCCCCACUGGCCUGAGUUUCUUGUGCAUCCCUUCCAGCUUCCUUUUUGUUAGAAUAGGUCUAUCAGCUGUGUAAAUAGAGCAAGAAAACAGUAUUCUGCAUCUGUGGCAUUUAUGUAGAGUUGCAGUUGUGUACUGCUGAAAAUGCAGGCUUUUGUAACAAUGUGAUCCUUAACUGAUGCACUCAUAAGUACCCAAUGUAUUUUAGUAGUAUUUGUUCAAUAAAUAUGCAAGCUGGAUGGUAA
Molecule: messenger RNA, 2052 nt
Organism: Castor canadensis (American beaver)
Lineage: Eukaryota; Metazoa; Chordata; Mammalia; Rodentia; Castoridae
Gene: Nrep
Product: neuronal regeneration related protein
Biological process (GO): axon regeneration; regulation of transforming growth factor beta receptor signaling pathway; regulation of neuron differentiation
Source: RefSeq, a predicted model, not a curated record